Haliotis rufescens (red abalone) is the source of this 1598-nucleotide messenger RNA. Its product is annotated as metal cation symporter ZIP14-like. The record is from RefSeq and is a predicted model, not a curated record. Gene Ontology annotation, molecular function: zinc ion transmembrane transporter activity. The transcript has 7 exons. Gene Ontology annotation, biological process: intracellular zinc ion homeostasis; zinc ion import across plasma membrane. The coding region runs from base 36 to 1445 and encodes 469 amino acids. NCBI's taxonomy places the organism in Eukaryota, Metazoa, Mollusca, Gastropoda, Lepetellida, Haliotidae. Gene Ontology annotation, cellular component: membrane.
ACCAGCAGAGUUCGACUUGCCACCUACAGGGCAACAUGUGGAGGGAACACCUACCUGCCUGCACCCUGUAUCUACUGUGUGUAGUCUGCACAGCUGAAGACCGUCACCGGAGCGAUGGGGAAACUAGCUCUCUCAUGUACUUGGAGAACCUUAUCUCUAAGUACACCUCCGGCACUGCUCUCUCCAGGGGUGGGUUCUUGGCCAUGUAUGCUAGUCUCCAAGUAAAGGACCUGGCGCCAGAUCAUGUCGAACAUGGCCACGAUGAAGCGCAAUGGUGCCAACAGAUGUUUCUUAACUCCUCAUGCACUGACAAGUGUGGCACUGGCGAAGAUGUAUUCACCACGUACGCAGUGGAUUCUCACCUGAACGCGUCGAUGCUGCUUGACGCACUUCCAGCAGUGGUCAUGUCCCUGGAGGCGGACCACUGCAGACACAUGGGAGUCCAUGGUUUGGGGGAAUCCAGACAUCGUAAGAAGCCAUCGCGAAAGGAAGUUUGGGCAUAUGGGGUUGGCUUUGUGGUCCUCAUCUGCUUCGUUUCCAACCUGGGUGCCUGCCUAGCUCCACUGAUGAACUCAUCCUUCUUCAAAAAGUUGCUCAUGUUCCUGGUGUCUACAGCAGUCGGCACGUUAGCCGCAACAGGGCUACUAGUCCUCAUCCCAGAGGCUCUUGAUCUGAUGUCUAUAGAAGAGACGGCUGAUGACUAUAUCUGGAAAACAUCUACAGUGUUAGGCGGUCUUUUCUUCUUUUACAUGUCUGAGCGGUUGUUAAAAGUUGCAUUCCAAAGAUCUGGAAAAAAAGAGAAUGUUGCUGCUAGUGAAGUGGUGGUGGAGGAGGGUGACCUAGGGACUGAGCUGACUACACUGCAACCUGCUGCUAAUGGAACAAGCGACAUUGAAGACAAGCAAUUACCACCACUCCCAAGUAAUCAACCAGGUCCGAUCAAGAAAGAUAAGAAGCAAGUUCAGACAGUGGCAUGGAUAAUGUUACUUGGAGAUGGAAUUCACAAGGCUGUAGAUGGACUGGCCAUUGGUGCUGCCUACUCUAAAAACAUUAAAACCGGACUUAGUCUUUCCAUUGCCAUACUCUGUGAGGAGCUACCCCACGAACUGGGCGACAUCGCCAUCCUCUUGCAUUCGGGAAUGUCGAUGAAGAAAGCCCUGUUUUACAACACACUGUCAGCUGCUUGUGGAAUUCUUGGUCUUGUUGGUGGCAUUUCCCUUGGAGAAAACCCGGCAGCAAACCAAUGGAUAUUUGCUAUUGCAGGUGGAAUAUUUCUCUAUGUACCACUUGUAGACAUGCUUCCCGAGAUGAGUGAGGCAGCAGACAAGGCAAUCAAGAAUGGAGCGAGCGCGUUCGGUAUCACACUGAUUCAACUUCUUGGUUUGUGCACGGGAUUUGGCAUUAUUCUAAUAGUUGCCCUAUAUGCUGGUGACAUACAGGUGUAGAUGGACAAGACACACAUACGAUGGAAUAUUCAAAAACACAUAUAAUGACUACUAUCUAGGACAAUUACUUACAUAGAAUUUAACAUUGGUUAGUGUGUAUUUGUUCAGUGAUGGUCCAGUCAGUUAUAUGUUUAUAGGUUUAUUGUGAUAUGA